This is a messenger RNA of Spinacia oleracea (spinach), 1356 nucleotides long. RefSeq lists its product as uncharacterized. Gene Ontology annotation, molecular function: catalytic activity. The transcript is spliced from 2 exons. The record is from RefSeq and is a predicted model, not a curated record. The coding region runs from base 1 to 1356 and encodes 451 amino acids. NCBI's taxonomy places the organism in Eukaryota, Viridiplantae, Streptophyta, Magnoliopsida, Caryophyllales, Amaranthaceae.
AUGAUAAUAUGCUCAUGGAAUGUGAGGGGGCUUAAUGCUCCUUCAAAGGUGGUGGAGGUGAGGAGAUUUUUGCAGAAGAAUGAAAUAGAUGUUGUAGCUUUGGUGGAGACUAGGGUGGUGAAUAAAACAGAUCAGUUUAUUCAUGGAGUCAUUUGCACUAAGACUGGCUUAACUACUUUUGAAUUUACUGCUGUCUAUGGACUUCACACUAUAGAUCAUAGAAAACCAUUGUGGGUUGAUUUGGUUAACAUUGCAAGCACUGUGAGUAAGCCUUGGCUGCUUAUGGGGGAUUUCAAUUCUGUUUUAUAUUCUGGGGACAGGAUUAAUGGUAGUCAAGUUCAAGAUAGUGAAACAAGGGAUUUUGAGGGGUGUAUUGAUGCUGCUGGUUUGGCUGAACUGAAGAGUUGUGGACACUUCUUCUCCUGGAGUAAUAAAGGGCAAGGGGAUAGGGGAAUCAGUUCUAGAAUUGAUAGAGCUUUAGGGUGUGCUGCUUGGCAUACAGUGUUUGAUGGUGCUAUUGUGGAUUAUCUUAACCCAGGAAUUUCUGACCAUUCUCCUCUUGUUCUCACUUGUAAUGCAGAGGAUCAUUCUAAAGGGAGGCCUUUUAGGUUCUUCAACUAUAUGGCUGGCCACCCUAGCUUUACUCAAGUGGUCCAAGAUGGCUGGAAGGUUAAUAUUCAUGGCACUGCAAUGUACCAGGUGUGGCAAAAGUUGAAAUGUGUUAAGCAGGGUUUGAAAACUUUACACAAGAAGGAGUUUGCAAGGCUUGAGGAAAGAAUUGACAAUAUUAGAACUGAUCUUGAUGGCAUCCAACAUCUGCUGGCUGCUACUCCCACUGACUCUGAGUUACAGGUGAAUGAAAAGAAACAGUUAGAGUUGCUGAAAAAGUUUCUAGGAAUUCAGGAAAGUGCAUAUAGGCAAAAAUCAAGAAUUCAAUGGCUGAAAACAGGUGACUCAAAUUCUAAAUUCUUCUUCAGUGCUAUGAAAGAGAGAUACACAAGGAAUAGCAUUGACUUGUUGUAUGACACUGCUGGAAGGAAACUGGUCACCACAGAGGAAAUCCAGAAGGAGAUUUGUGAUUUUUAUAAGGAGCUUGUUGGGUCUGCUGCAGAUAAUCUUGUGGGUAUUGAUCUGGAUGUUGUUAGGAAGGGGAAUCAACUGACUGCUAAUGCUGCUCAAGGUCUAGUAGUUCCUGUUACAAAUGAGGAGAUUGAUGUUGCCUUGGCUGGUAUCAAUAUCCACAAAGCCCCUGGCCUAGAUGGUUUCAAUAGCUUUUUCUUUAAAAAGGCAUGGGGAAUAGUUAAAGAUGAUGUUUAUGCAGCUGUGAAGGAAUUCUUGAAACUGGCCAAAUGCUGA